AUGAGUGCACCGGCUCAAUCCCCCGAGCAGCGCGAGCUGGCUCUGGUGGGCAAAGUGGAGAUGCGCAUCGCGCUCACCGAUACCGAUGCAAAGCUUGAAGCAAUUCUCAAAACAUACCUGGCACCUGUCCUCCUCAAACUCGGCUCGGAACACCAGAGCGUACGGCAGAAAGUCAUAUCCAUCUGCCAGCAUGUCAAUACCAGAAUUCAGCCACAGUCGAUUCAGCUGCCCGUCGCCGCGUUGGUGAAGCAAUUCAAGGAGCAGAAAGGCUCGCUCAUCCGCCACUUCGACUUGCUCUACAUCCAACAAGGUGUGACACGGCUAUCAAAUGCCGAGAAAGCAGAAUUGUUGCCCGUGGUCGUCAAUGGCAUUGCGGAGAAUGGCAGUCAGUCGUCGCAGAUCUUCUAUCUCCUAUUACGGCUAUUGGAAUCGUUCCCUCUCCCACCGCGUGGAAGCAAGGAAGACCUUGMGAUGCGGGAAAGACUACAAGUCUCCGAGGAUGAUACUGAUGUCUUGUCCAAACUCUUUGGCAAAUUCAUUCUCUUCACGCCGCAAAAAGGUGAAAGCAAGCAGUGUCCGGGUUUGACCCGGGCAGAGUACAACUUCUUCGCUGUUGAAGGUAAAGACGAUGCUUGGAAUCCAGCCGCUGGUGGGUUGAAUCUCCUCCGAACGAAAGUGCUUGCAGCUCGACUUUUAGCGAGCGGUCUGUUCAACGACAAGGAACGAUUUCUACCUGCCUUGUUCGCAUCUGCCGACUCUGCAUCGAAUAUCAGUGAUGUGGGCGAUGACAUGCUGAAAAGAGCCCUUCCUGCAACCGACUUGGAGGAUGAGACGUUGGUGGUUCAAUUGUUCGGGAUGUACUUUGGAAGCUCGGGUGAUGCAGGCGGCGUACCACGCGUUCGGGCCCCGUUGCGCUUGAAGAUUCUUGGGUUAUUGAACAAAUCUACGAAGAGCACAACCUUYGCAAACAACAUAACGUCUCUUGUUGCUGAUGGUGUUGCAACUUCGUCUCAAGAUGGGGAAGACGUCCUAAUGUCCAAUGGACCCACACAACAAUCUACCAACAUUGGCAGGGAAGCAACGAAACUGCGAGCUGCAAUCUUUUCCUACAUCAACUACGUUGCUCGGUUUGGUGCAAAGGACUCGCUCCAUGCCAUCGCGCCAAAGGUUAUAGUCAAAUUGCGAGACUUUAUCGAAAACCAAGGAUGGCCGAAGCCAGGACUAAACGAAGAUCUUGUUUCCCGAGCGUAUGCUUACGAGGUGAUUGGACUCCUGGCCAAAGCAGGCCCCAAAAGUGUCCUGAUUGAGGAGGACCGCCCAUCCAUGGAUUUGCUCAGAUGGCUCUUUGACUCGCUGGCUCGAGACGCGUCUGGCAACUCCAUCACUGUCAGCAUAGACGAGUCUCUCUCGACGAUCUUGGGCUCCAUGGGGCGUUUGGAAAUCAGCAAAGCGGAGCAGGAGGUACUCGAGGAUCUGUUAAUCGAUCAGAUGGUGCAGUCUUCGGAUCUAGAAGGCUCAAAGCGUCUAAGAAGCACCCGUUAUGUCGCAGUGCGAUUUGCAAAUCGCUGCUUACCAUACUUAUCCGUCAAAGCCCGCUGGAUAGAUGUCCUGGCAUCGGGGGCUGCUUCUGAUCGACCAGAGGUUCGAGAAGAAGGCGAGCGGGGACUCAGUCCUUACUGGUACCACAUGCUCAAUGGAUCAAAUCUCGGCGUAGAGACACCGGCCAUUGCAUUCCCAACCUUUGACAAGACUGUCGAGCAAUUCUUCAUCACCCAGACUCAAAUCACGAGCGACGAGCCAGCGGUUAUCGUGCGACGAACGAGAGAUCUCAACAAGACCUCUUUUCAAUUCAUGGUAGGCUUCGCACGUCGGAUGUUUGUGCACCAGGCGCUUGCGGGAGCCGAAAUUCCUGUCAAUCUGGACCAUGACUGGGAGCGUCGGCUUGAUGCAAUGGUCGAGUCGGAUGCCCCUGCAAGAACAGCCGUCAAGAUUCAGCUUGAGAAAACACUGGCAGCUUCGCCCAAGAUGCUGGAUAUCCUCAUUUGUGCACUUUUUGAAUGUGUGACAUCGGAGACUGCCAAUGUGGAGAAUCAUUUGGUGGAGCUUCUAGCACUCAGUCCCGAUGCUCUCAUACGGAACCACAUCCCUCGGGCAGCAAGUCUCCUUCCCGUGCUGAAAUCAAAUGAUCACGGGAAGAGAAUGACCGCUGCGCAGGCUGUUGGAAUCCUUGCCUCUCACCCAGAUUGCAACACGGACGGGAUUGUCGAAGGACUUUCUAGCACAAGCCGUGGGUGGAAACAAGCGGUCGGCUCAUCUCUGAAUAUCGUCCACGGUGCUGUUACUGCCCUGGGCUUUGUACUCAGCAGAUCGGCGUGUCGGGGCCAGAAUGUCCAGACUCAGGACUACUUGAAAGUGUUGUUCGAAAUAUUUGAUGAUUCUCGAGAUGACACACUCCACGAAGCCAGCCAUAUUGCUAUCGGGCAGUUGUGCAUGUUCGCCAGCCUCACACCAGAUGCGAUUGGCAAGUUCUCAACGGUCCGGGCAGUGUCGGACAAGCUCUACGACCGUGGUAAGGAAGGAAACGAAACUGCCAUUUUGUGUCUCGGUCAACUGUCCAUGAUUCUACCAGAAGAUAGCGAGGAUUUGAAGCACAUAGAARACCACCUCCACAAGCUUCAUGAAAUACGGCAGUCUGAGAUUCACUUCACUGUUGGUGAGGCAUUCAGUUACUUGGCUGCUGGGUGGAGAUCCACUGCCCUCGCAACGAAGCUGGACAUCGAAAUCAUCACUCCCACCGAUCAACUAGGACAGCCGCGAACGCAGACCCUCACCAAGCUGGUCGACCGCGUUCUUGCGGACUGCAACACCACGAAGCCAGCGUUGAAAAAGGCUGCUGUCAUGUGGCUUCUCUGCUUGGUGCAGUACUGCGGAGAGCAAAUCCAAAAUCGACUCGCAGAGUGUCAGGGCGCCUUCCGUCGCUGUCUCUCUGACCGUGACGAGCUCGUCCAAGAAACAUCAUCCAGAGGACUGGGCCUGGUGUAUGAGAAGGGCGACCGAAGCCUCAAGGACGAUCUAGUCCGUGAUCUCGUCUCCUCAUUCUCAUCCGACAAAGCACAACUCUCUGGUAACGUCUCGGCCGACACUCAACUGUUCGAGCCAGGCGCUCUUCCCACUGGUGAUGGAUCAGUCUCGACAUACAAGGACAUUAUGAGCCUUGCCUCCGAAGUUGGAGACUCAAGUCUCGUGUAUAAAUUCAUGUCCAUGGCGUCUUCCAAUGCCAUCUGGUCUAGCCGUGCAGCUUUUGGACGCUUCGGUCUCAGCAGAGUCUUGUCGGAUUCAAGCGUGGAUGGCUAUCUGUCUAACAACCCGAAGCUCUACCCAAAGCUUUUCCGAUAUCGAUUCGAUCCCAAUGGUGGCGUUCAGAGGUCUAUGAAUGACAUCUGGACUGCUUUGGUGCCCGAUUCUGCGGCCACAAUCGACAAGCACUUCGACGCCAUCAUGGAAGACAUUCUUUCCAGCAUUCUUGGCAAGGAAUGGAGAGUUCGGCAAGCUUGCUGUGCUGCCAUUGCGGACCUCGUUCAAGGUAGACCUUUGGAGAAGUACGAAGGCUACCUCGAGCGCAUUUGGAGUCAGUGCUUCAAGGUGUUGGACGACAUCAAAGAAUCAGUCCGCGCGGCAGCUGCAUCCUUGGCUAGAACUUUGACUGGUGUCUUGACAAGAGCACUUGAAGCGGACCACAGCUCUACCAAGAAUGCAUCGGCAAUGCUCAAGCACGUUCUCCCGUUUCUGCUCUCACCUUCAGGAAUGGAAUCAAGCGCGAAAGACACGCAAACUUUCUCAGUCGUUACUCUCUUGGAAAUCAUCAAGAAGGCCAAUGGUGCCACCAUCCGACCCUUCAUCCCCGAACUGGUCGAGCGUCUCAUCGGUCUCUUGAGUUCGCUCGAGCCUGAAGCUGUCAACUACAUCCAUUUGAACGCCGCAAAGUACAAUCUCACAGAGCAGAAGAUUGACGACAUGCGAUUGUCCAGUGUCCGAACCAGUCCACUGAUGGAAGCGAUUGAGCGCUGCCUUGACCUACUCGAUGACGAUACCAUGCGGCUACUUCAGCCAAAGUUGGAGAGUGCCAUCAAGAAUGCCGUGGGCCUUCCUUCGAAAGUAGGAGCCAGCCGUGUGCUCGUGUCGCUCAGCACUCGACAGAUGGUCAAGUUCAAGCCAUAUGCAGACGAUGCUCUCAGACUGAUUGAGAAGCUGGUCAUCGAUCGUAACGACACCGUCGCAAGCUCGUACGCUGCGGCGGCCGGCUAUGUUGCACGUGGUGCCUCUGAUAAGCAAAUUCUGAGACUCAUUAGCUUCGCUAAGAAAUUGUACUUUGAGUCGGAAGGUGAUCGAGAAUCGGUCACGCCACGAAGAAGCAUAACGUCUGGCGAGAUUAUGCUGGCAUUUUCGAAGCAGGCAAGCGACCGCUUCAAUGUGUUUGCGACAUCGUCUUUGCCAUUCAUCUUCGUCGGGAAACAUGACUCCAACGAGCAGGUCAAGGAACAAUUCCAAGAGACUUGGAAUGAGAGUGUUGGUGGUUCACGAGCAGUACAGCUGUACCUCGCCGAGAUUCUUGAGCUGUGCCUUGCUCAUCUGGACUCGCCACAGUGGACAUUGAAGCACACUGCUGCACGCACCGUGGCGGAUGCAAUCAUGGCAGUGUCAGCAAGCGAGGCUGAAAUGUCAGCAGCCACGGGGACUGCGCUCUGGCCCGCGAUUGAAAAGGCGCUGGGUGGGAAGACGUGGGAGGGCAAAGAAGUGGUGCUGACAGCCUUUGUCAAGUUUGUUGAAGCGGCCAAGCCCUAUUACAAGGAGCACGAGAGUGUGCGCUCUGCCAUUGUCAAGAUUGCCAUCCGAGAAGCAAAGCGUCAGAAUGCUGGCUACCGACAGCAUUCCGUCAAAGCUUUGGCUCGCAUUGCCYUAGCACGGACGGAUACUGAUCUCAGUGAUGCCGUGUUCGACGUCGUCCAGCCAAUUCUGACGUCGGAAACGGAUGAGGAUGCCAUGGAGAUUGACGGCAAGGAUGAUUCCCGGAAAGCAGAGGACAUCAAAGAAGCCACCAUCGCGGGUGCGAUCGAAGCGCUUUUCGCCUCGGUCAAUGCAGAAAUCUGCGAAGACGCCGCACUUGCGCAUAAGCUCUCGCGAGCCAUGCAUGAGGUGGCGGGCGUGAAGAAUGCCACAGGCGCUCCUAGCCUGCGGAGUACCUUUGAGGGUCUGUCCCGCGUCUUUGAUCGCAUUUUGAAGCAGCGAAGAGAAAUCAAGCUCGACGUGGCGUCGAUCAAAGACCUGAAAACGCUGUUAUUCGGGCCCAGUGUUCCCAUUGAAGCGGUGCGAAUGCUGCGAGCAGAGGCAAUUACGAGCAUUGCAAAGGCGUCACCUCUGCUCGGCUCCGAAAUGACAGGUGAGGUCCGGGAGCUCAUGAAGGGGGAAAUGUCAUUGCAGGUUCGAGACCGCCUCUCGGCAGCCGUCAAAACGACGUGA
Molecule: messenger RNA, 5517 nt
Organism: Ramularia collo-cygni
Lineage: Eukaryota; Fungi; Ascomycota; Dothideomycetes; Mycosphaerellales; Mycosphaerellaceae
Product: related to ECM29 protein
Exons: 5
Coding region: 1-5517 (1838 amino acids)
Biological process (GO): proteasome assembly
Cellular component (GO): nucleus; cytoplasm
Molecular function (GO): molecular adaptor activity
Source: RefSeq, a predicted model, not a curated record